AAGCUGAGCACCUCAUCCACAUACAGCAGCUCUAACAACCAACUGGAUACAUCUGGUGGACAAUCAUCAUUUAUUUUAUAUACUUUUUUUACACAGGAUAUUGGGAUGCAUUUCACCAAUCCACCAGCAUCCCUAUAGGAGUCAAUCUGGCCCUUUUCAGUGGACUGACACUUAAUAUUGGACUCUUAAUAUCUUGGAUAUGUUUGGCCCAAGGCAGCUGGUAUCUACUCUCCUGCCUGCAGUUUUCCAUUCACCUGCAGCUCACUUUUUCCCUGCAUUCCCAACCAGACUGGGCUCUCAACCUCAGAUCCUGAUCCCGGGGCCCUUUAUCAGCUAUGAAUCCUUGAGGAAUUAUUUGCAGCCAGAGCCAUGCAAGGAAGCUUUGCUCCUGGCCACACAGGCGGUUGGGAUGGGGCCACUCACAGAUGGUAUAGAUGAACAGAGGCCAGUGAAGCAGCGUCGUGCACGAGCCAACUACAGCAGCUGGCAGCUGGAGGAGCUGGAGAAGGCCUUUGAGACCACCCACUACCCAGACAUCUUCAUGAGGGAAGCCCUGGCCGUCAGACUGGACCUCAUCGAAGCCAGAGUACAGGUUUGGUUUCAAAACCGCCGUGCCAAGAUGAGACGACAGCUGAAACUCCAGGGCCAACUUGCAGGGCCUUAUGUAAACAGAGACAAUAAUGAAAAGUCUGAGAAAGCGAGUUUAAAACAGCACACAGAAAGUUCUGACGGCGAGCAGUGCGAGAGACGACAGGAAGGAGAUAAAAACUAUCCAUGGACAAAUGCUGCGAGUGCUGCGCUGAGCAUACGUAUGCAGCCUGUGACCCAGAGGUCGGGGAAGUGGGAGAGGCCGGAGGGGCCAAGUUCAGAGGAGCUCCGUUCCUGCAGCAUCGCCAAGCUGAGGGCCAAAGCCAGAGAGCAUGAGGCUGAGAUCCACAGCACUGUAAACAUGUCAGGAAGCGACAAACAGUCACAAACACAGGAAGCUGAUGCCAUGCACAAUGAUUGAUCAUCUUCCUUCUUCCUGUUUGUACAGAUAAUCAUAACCAAAAAAAAAAAAAAAGGUGUGCUUUUUGAACCUUUUUGGGAUGAGGAGCUUUGUUUUUUAGCCAUCAUUAAAUAUUUCUUGCUUUCUUUACAGUAUAAAAUGUUCUAAAAAAUUAUAAGCAAAUGGUCACCUGGUUGCUUUUUUAAAUUUCAUUUUCAGGGUAUAUUACAACUAACAUAAUUUUCUGGAUGUUCUUGUUUAAAUAGAGUUUCUUUGGAAGUUUGGGUGGUUCCAUGUAUCACUUUUUAGUCUAUUUUUAUAAAUAUGUAGAACUGUAAAAAGUUUCUAUACCCUACAUUAUUUUCAGUUAAUGUCUGGACAUUCCUUAACCUCACAUGCAUGUGCUGUUUAUGUCUCUUUCUGAACGAGAUUGUUAUCACAUCUUUGAAGUGUUUAGGUUGUCAACACCAAAUAAUGGCACAGACUGUAUGCCCGUUCAGAUAACAGUGACAAAUGACAAAUGCUGCCACCUUAUCGUAUCAGUCUAUCAGGGCACAGCUGAAAUGCGAUACAGUAAGAUAAUUUCUACAUGAUUUCAUUAAUGACAAGCUCAUCCCUGACCUCUCCGGUUACUUUCUCAGACAGGCAGGAUGUCUGCAUGCAGCCACACGUCCUCACAGGAAACAAUGGAAAUAGCUGAAAAAUGAAAUCAUCAAAACUGAGUCUAUAUAGAUGAUGCAUGUCUAGUAUUUGCAUCAAAGACAUAGUAUACUGAUUUUUUUUUUCAUUUUCAUUGAUAGUGACACAGAUUACACAAAGACUAGUGAAAAUUGAAAGAGAAGAACAUUUGAGGGCUCGUUUUAAGGGAGUUAAAUGACCAACAAAUAUAAAACGAUAACAUCAGCUGUGGUAAAUAAAGUAUGAAGUCACAAACUGUGACAUAAUGUAUAACUUUAGUUUUUUUGUUAUGUUUGGUCCGGCAAACACUGUUGGUUUUCUAAAUUCAUGUUAUGAAAGCCAUCUCAACUUUCUUCAAACUGCAGACAAAAUAAAUCUGAGCUAUAUACGAGUGAUUUAUUGGUGAACUUCACCUUGUUAAACCUAUUUUAAAAAAAUGCACAAAUGUUCUGAAUGCGCACAUUGUAUAAUUUGUGUGCUGGCAUAAUCCAAUUGCUAUAUACUUCUACAUGGAAAUUAUACUAGCACUGUUUAUUUGCAUGCUUUAUUUAUGCCUUGACAACAACAACAACAAGUUUGGCAUGGUGAGAUUGUCCUCUAUGAGUGCAGUGUGAGGCUGCCCCCUUCUGGACACGAAGAUGUCCUCAGACAGGACAGAUGAGAUAGUUCAGACAAGGCAACAUGCAGUAUUUGUGUUUACAAUCCAACUAAUACAUAGCCUACGUUUCCUUUUUACUGCUGUCACACAUCUCUGAUUAGUUAUGUGGACCAUAGUGAAACUUUUAAAGCUGUGUUAAUGUGUUUAAUUUUGUUGGAGACCCUGUUG
Molecule: messenger RNA, 2492 nt
Organism: Dicentrarchus labrax (European seabass)
Lineage: Eukaryota; Metazoa; Chordata; Actinopteri; Moronidae
Product: homeobox protein unc-4
Exons: 3
Coding region: 200-1009 (269 amino acids)
Biological process (GO): regulation of transcription by RNA polymerase II
Molecular function (GO): RNA polymerase II transcription regulatory region sequence-specific DNA binding; DNA-binding transcription factor activity, RNA polymerase II-specific
Source: RefSeq, a predicted model, not a curated record